Molecule: messenger RNA, 594 nt
Organism: Pseudonaja textilis
Lineage: Eukaryota; Metazoa; Chordata; Lepidosauria; Squamata; Elapidae
Gene: HINT2
Product: histidine triad nucleotide binding protein 2
Molecular function (GO): catalytic activity
Source: RefSeq, a predicted model, not a curated record
CUUCCGCCGCUAGGGGCGGAGUGCGGGAGUGCGCCUGCGCCUGGCCGAGGGGGCGGCGCCAGCAAGCAUGGCGGCGGCGAUGGGGGCUAGGGGGCUGCUGGCCCGCGCCUGGGGGCGUUCAGGACAGAGGGGCCUGGCGGCGCGCGGACCGGGCGAGGAGGUGGAGCGGGCGCAGCGCGCGGCUGAGCAGGCCGGCCCCACCGUCUUCAGCCGGAUCCUGGACGGCUCCCUGCCGGCGCACCUGCUCUACGAGGAUGACCAGUGCAUCGCCUUUCGGGACGCGGCGCCGCAGGCUCCGGUGCACUUCCUGGUGAUCCCGCGCCGGCCCCUCGCGCGCAUCAGCCGGGUGGCCGAGAGCGACGCCCAGCUCCUGGGACACUUGCUGGUGGUGGCCAGCCAGACCGCCAAGGCGGAAGGCCUGUCGGAGGGCUAUCGCGUGGUCAUCAACGAGGGCAAGCACGGGGCGCAGUCCGUCUACCAUCUCCACCUCCACGUGCUGGGGGGACGCCAGUUGGGCUGGCCGCCCGGCUGAGCAAAGCUGUGCUGUACAGGAGCUGCUCUCAAUAAAGGCCUGCGCUGGGCAGGCGGCAGGGA